AUGAGUGAUGAUGAAACCCAAUGCUGGCUGUUGGCGAUCACCAAAGAUGACGCUCACGCCGCGGUUGCAGACGGCUGUGGCAAAUGUUGUUCGCACUGUCAAGCGGCGCGCAAGCGUACUGCAACGCUGUUGCGCAAAGUUCUUGAGCGUGCGGCAGCCGCCAGCAGCAGUUGUGCCUUGCACCUUUAUGGCAGAUUACUGACAGAGCCAGUGCUGCUGACGCAGUGCGACAUUAAAAUAAAUCAAAGAGCGCAGUCAGCUGCCAUUCAGCGACGCCUUGGUAGGAGCGCUUUUAUUAUUUUGGCGCUUUGCGUCGCCGGACUUUGUGCUGAUGCUAGCACGGAUACACUUUUGAGAAAGGCACGUGCCGCUCAGGGUUAUGAUUACCCACCACCCUCUAUUCCAUUCCCCGAGCCAACGAGGCCACCACCAGUGGUGACGCGUCCACCAGCACCGAAGACUACUCGUCCACCACCCCCACCGGUGACACGUCCACCACCAACAUACUUGCCACCCACAAACAAACCACAGCCUCCGGCACCUAAGCCAACAACUCGUCCACCACCACCUCCGGUGACCCGCCCACCAGCACCGAAGACUACUCGUCCACCACCCCCACCGGUGACACGUCCACCACCAACUUACUUGCCACCCACAAACAAACCACAGCCUCCGGCACCUAAGCCAACAACUCGUCCACCACCACCACCGGUGACUCGUCCACCAGCACCGAAGACAACUCGUCCUCCUCCACCACCGGUGACACGCCCACCACCAACAUACUUGCCACCCACAAACAAACCACAGCCUCCGGCACCUAAGCCAACAACUCGUCCACCACCACCACCGGUGACGCGUCCACCAGCACCGAAGACAACUCGUCCUCCUCCACCACCGGUGACACGUCCACCACCAGUAGAGCGUACCACAUAUGUUUACAAUGUACCAGAAAAUCCAUUGACCUAUCCUCCACCAACCAAUAAACCACAACCACCAGCACCAAAACCAACAACUCGUCCACCACCACCACCAGUGACUCGUCCACCAGCACCAAAAACUACCCGUCCACCACCCCCACCAGUGACUCGUCCACCACCAACUUACUUGCCCCCAACCAAUAAACCACAACCACCAGCACCAAAACCAACUACUCGUCCACCACCACCACCAGUGACUCGUCCACCAGCACCGAAGACAACUCGUCCUCCACCCCCAGUGACGAAGCCACCACCAACUUACCUGCCACCAACCAAUAAACCACAACCACCAGCACCUAAGCCAACAACUCGUCCACCACCACCAGUCACUCGUCCCCCACCACCGAAAACAACUCGUCCACCACCCCCAGUGACGAAGCCACCACCAACUUACUUGCCCCCGACCAAUAAACCACAACCACCAGCACCAAAACCAACUACUCGUCCACCACCACCAGUGACUCUAACUCGUCCCCCACCACCAAGAACUACACCAGGACCAACAUACUUGCCACCCACAAACAAACCACAACCUCCAGCACCUAAACCAACAACCCGUCCACCACCACCACCAGUGACUCGUCCACCAGCACCGAAGACUACUCGUCCACCACCCCCAGUGACGAAGCCACCACCAACUUACUUGCCACCCACCAACAAACCUCAACCACCAGCACCUAAACCAACUACUCGUCCACCACCACCAGUGACUCGUCCACCAGCACCGAAGACAACUCGUCCUCCACCCCCAGUGACGAAGCCACCACCAACUUACUUGCCACCAACCAAUAAACCACAACCACCAGCACCAAAACCAACUACUCGUCCACCACCACCAGUCACUCGUCCCCCACCACCAAGAACUACACCAGGACCAACAUACUUGCCACCCACUAACAAACCACAACCCCCGGCACCUAAGCCAACAACUCGUCCACCACCACCACCAGUGACUCGUCCACCAGCACCGAAGACAACUCGUCCUCCACCUCCAACAACCCGUCCUCCACCUCCAGUGACGAGACCACCACCAACUUACUUGCCACCCACCAACAAACCUCAACCACCAGCACCAAAACCAACAACUCGUCCACCACCACCAGUGACUCGUCCACCAGCACCGAAGACAACCCGUCCUCCACCUCCAGUGACGAGACCACCACCAACUUACUUGCCACCCACCAACAAACCUCAACCACCAGCACCAAAACCAACAACUCGUCCACCACCACCAGUGACUCGUCCACCAGCACCGAAGACAACCCGUCCUCCACCUCCAGUGACGAGACCACCACCAACUUACUUGCCACCCACCAACAAACCUCAACCACCAGCACCAAAACCAACAACUCGUCCACCACCACCAGUCACUCGUCCACCAGCACCGAAGACUACCCGUCCACCACCCCCACCCGUGACUCGUCCACCACCCAAGGAUGACGGCUAUAAAUACCCCGUGCCAAGCAUUCCUUUCGAUUUUUAGGUGUCAACUGUAACAGUUGAUUUACUCAAUUUUAUGUUAAGAAAGAUAGCCUGCGAGUUUUAAAAGUUUAUUUAAAAAGUGGUGAAGCUCAUUAACGCCGAAAGCUGACAAUCUAGCGAUGUGGUACCAACAAGCAAACUAGGGCUAGAUUCAUCUAGUCAAUACAAUAUGAGAACGUUAUUUUUGCUUUCGACUCCAAAAGAGCUCUAGCAAGAAUUUCAAAUGUUUUUCCUUUUUGUUUUAUACUUAAAAAUACUCUUACAAUUAGAAAUACUUAUUUUAAUUGA
Messenger RNA from Bactrocera neohumeralis, 2747 nucleotides. RefSeq lists its product as uncharacterized. Lineage: Eukaryota; Metazoa; Arthropoda; Insecta; Diptera; Tephritidae. The coding region runs from base 1 to 2460 and encodes 819 amino acids. The record is from RefSeq and is a predicted model, not a curated record. The transcript is spliced from 7 exons.